AUGACAUUAGAACUACCAGAAGGAAAUUACACUCAAGCAUUAAGUCUUGUCCUCAUAAAUUUGAAAGCCGACAAUACGAUCCCACAAGAGGUUGAAAAUCAAGUCUACCCACAAGUAUGGGCAACAGACAUACCAGGGAAAGCUGAAUAUGCAGAGUCCAUUCGAGUAAAGAUAAAACAAGGAGCUAACCCUGUGGCACUAAAACAAUAUCCGUUAAAAGAGGAAAGCAAAGAAGAUGUCCAACCAAUAAUAGAACAAUUCCUAAAACUGGGUCUGUUAGUAGAAUGCCAAUCACCAUUUAAUACUCCGAUCCUACCAGUAAAGAAGCCAGACGGUAGCUUUCGGUUGGUACAAGACCUUAGAAAAAUCAAUGAGAUUACUGAAAAUAUUUACCCUAGAGUUGCUAACCCUUACACUUUAUUAAGCUCUUUGAGGUCUGAGCUACGGUGGUUUUCAGUACUGGACUUAAAAGAUGCUUUCUUCUGCCUGCCUUUAGCAGAAGAAAGCCAACUGAUCUUUGCUUUCGAAUGGGAAACUACGGCCAAAGGCCGGAAAAUACAAUUGAUAGUGCUACCGCAAGGGUUCAAAAAUAGCCCAACACUGUUCGGAAGUCAAUUAACUAAAGAUUUGGAGUGCUGUACUGCUCCCGGAGGAGAAGGGAAAAUCCUACAAUAUGUAGAUGAUAUCCUAAUCGCCACUAAAACCCGUGCGGAAAAUAUGAAUUGGACAGUGUCACUGUUAAAUUUCUUGGGGCUGAGAGGAUAUCGAAGGCCGGUGGCCUACUUCUCCAAACAACUCAACAACACGGCGAAAAAAACAUCAGCACAGAAGGUGGAACUCAUUGCUCUAACUAAAUCCUUAGAAAUGGCUAAAGACCGAGAUGUAAAUAUCUAUACGGAUUCCAGAUAUGCCUUUGGGGUCCUACAUGCACAUGGAGCCAUUUGGAAAGAGCGAG
This is a messenger RNA of Tauraco erythrolophus (red-crested turaco), 955 nucleotides long. The record is from RefSeq and is a predicted model, not a curated record. NCBI's taxonomy places the organism in Eukaryota, Metazoa, Chordata, Aves, Musophagiformes, Musophagidae.